AUGACAACAACAAUGUCACUGCGGACACAAUUGUCAACAACAACACUGAUGACACAAAUGACAACAACAAUGCCACUGCUGACACAAUUGACCAAAAACAAUGCAACUGCUGACACAAUUGUCAACAACAACACUGAUGACACAAAUGACAACAACAAUGCCACUGCUGACACAAUUGACAACAACAAUGUCACUGAUGACACAAAUGACAACAACAAUGCCACUGAUGACACAUAUGACAACAGCAAUGCCACUGAUGACACAAAUAACAACAACAAUGCAACUGAUGACACAAAUGACAACAACAAUGCAACUGAUGACACAAAUGACAACAACAAUGCCACUGCUGACACAAUUGUCAACAACAACACUGAUGACACAAAUGACAACAACAAUGCCACUGCUGACACAAAUGACAACAAUGAUGCAACUGCUGACACAAUUGACAACAGAGCCAUUGCUGACACAAAUGUGAUGGCAAUAAAUCUAGUUAUUUUUAUUCUAAGAUAA
This is a messenger RNA of Mya arenaria, 510 nucleotides long. RefSeq names its product AAC-rich mRNA clone AAC11 protein-like. The coding region runs from base 1 to 510 and encodes 169 amino acids. NCBI's taxonomy places the organism in Eukaryota, Metazoa, Mollusca, Bivalvia, Myida, Myidae. The transcript has a single exon. The record is from RefSeq and is a predicted model, not a curated record.